Molecule: messenger RNA, 1134 nt
Organism: Telopea speciosissima
Lineage: Eukaryota; Viridiplantae; Streptophyta; Magnoliopsida; Proteales; Proteaceae
Product: cell division control protein 2 homolog D-like
Exons: 8
Coding region: 43-987 (314 amino acids)
Biological process (GO): regulation of G2/M transition of mitotic cell cycle; protein phosphorylation; G1/S transition of mitotic cell cycle
Cellular component (GO): cyclin-dependent protein kinase holoenzyme complex; cytoplasm; nucleus
Molecular function (GO): cyclin-dependent protein serine/threonine kinase activity; ATP binding; cyclin binding
Source: RefSeq, a predicted model, not a curated record
CCUCAUUCUUCUUAUUAGACAGGCACAAUUACAGACACGUUAAUGGAAAAGGUGUUCAGAGAUAACCAGAAAUCUGCAAUGGAUGCUUUCGAGAAGCUCGAAAAGGUCGGAGAAGGAACAUACGGGAAAGUCUACAGAGCACGAGAGAGAGCCACAGGAAAGAUCGUAGCCCUCAAGAAGACUCGUCUCCAUGAAGACGAUGAAGGAGUCCCACCUACUACUUUGCGCGAGGUUUCCCUGUUGAGAAUGCUUUCCAGGGAUCCCCAUGUUGUCAGAUUGUUGGAUGUAAAGCAAGGGCAGAACAAGGACGGGAAGACAAUUCUCUACCUGGUUUUUGAGUACAUGGACACUGAUCUUAAGAAGUUCAUCCGUAGCUUUCGGCAAACAGGAGAAACCGUCCCCUCUGACAAUGUCAAGAGUCUGAUGUACCAACUCUGCAAGGGUGUUGCCUUCUGCCAUGGUCAUGGAGUAUUACACAGGGAUCUGAAGCCGCAUAAUCUGCUAAUGGAUCGUAAGACAAUGAUGCUUAAAAUAGCAGACCUUGGACUGGCUCGAGCAGUCACUGUUCCACUCAAGAAGUAUACACAUGAGAUACUGACCCUGUGGUAUAGAGCUCCCGAGGUGCUUCUUGGAGCCACACAUUACUCAACCCCAGUAGAUAUGUGGUCUGUUGGAUGUAUCUUUGCUGAACUGGUCACAAACCAAGCAUUGUUUCCUGGAGAUUCUGAAUUGCAACAGCUCCUCCAUAUUUUCAGGUUAUUGGGUACUCCAAAUGAAGAAGUAUGGCCAGGUGUAAGCAAAUUAAUGAACUGGCAUGAGUAUCCCCAAUGGAUCCCAAAAAAUCUGGCAUCAGUUGUUUCUAAUCUGGAUGCCAAUGGGCUAGAUCUUCUCUCGAAUAUGUUGCAGUAUGAACCUUCAAAGCGAAUCUCUGCAAAGAAAGCAAUGGAGCAUCCAUACUUUAAUGAUCUUGAUAAAACAUAUCUCUAGGAGAAAGCAAUGGAGCACAUGCCCAUUUGAAAGAUUGUUCCAAUGGUUCUUCAAACUUCAGACUCAAGCACAAAGAUUGCUCCAAUGCUUUGUAAAGUUGUUGAUUGUUAUCAACCUCGUUGGAAUGACAAACUCAUUUUCGAUUCC